ACAGAUAAGGACGAUAGGUGUUUGAUAGGAAAGAAGGAGCAAACCACACCAGAGCACCCGCCAACCAUCCACCUUCUGAGUUUGAACUCUCUAUCAAAACUGCAAGACACCCGACAAUAAUUGAUUUGUGAUCAGCUGGACAAUCUCAUAAAGGACGUCGCCGUUUGAAAGUCCGCACAUCCUCCGAGUGUGAGCUUUCUCCCACGUCAUGAACUCCAUGAUGACGUCAGGCAACAUGUCGAACCACGACCUGCCAUUGGUGGACGUGAACGUGACGUCAUUCGACCGUGAGUACCUCCACUGGUCGUUGAUCAUCGUGGAGGUCGGCGCGGUUGUCGUCAUCGUCAUCGGCGACAUCUCCAUGCUCAUGAUGUUCUUCACCAGGAAGCUGCUGGGCCAGUCCACCAACAUCCUGGUCUUUUCGGUGGCCAUCGGGGAUCUGGUCACGGGGCUACUGACUCUGCCUCUCGCCAUGUUGCAAAAGAGUAGACCAGGACACUUUCCCGCCCAAACCUGGCACGCCAGAACUGAGAGAGAACGACCCAGAUGGGAGACAGCCGAAGGAGGGGCAUCCUGAGUUCAGAUCUCCUGUGCACGUGUUGGCACAAACACAGAGAGUGAGCAGCGCCCUCAGCAUAUGGAGAGAAGGCCGGGUGUUGAUUCUCAUUCUGAAGAAACUCCUUGUUGUUGUCCUUUGUGGAUUA
This is a messenger RNA of Aplysia californica (California sea hare), 704 nucleotides long. RefSeq lists its product as uncharacterized. Gene Ontology annotation, molecular function: G protein-coupled receptor activity. Bases 209 to 577 code for a protein of 122 amino acids. The transcript has 2 exons. Gene Ontology annotation, cellular component: membrane. Gene Ontology annotation, biological process: G protein-coupled receptor signaling pathway. NCBI's taxonomy places the organism in Eukaryota, Metazoa, Mollusca, Gastropoda, Aplysiida, Aplysiidae. The record is from RefSeq and is a predicted model, not a curated record.